AUGGGCAACACUGCCGUGGGCGCUGCCGCCGCUGCCAGCGGCAGUGAUGGCUUUGUGUUCUGGAACAUCCUCACGCCCAAGUUUUACGUGGCACUGACGGCCACCUCUUUUCUCAUCUCCAUUCUCAUUCUGCUCUUUGAGUGGUGGUACUUCAGCAAGUACGGCAUCUCCUUCAUCGAGCAGAUCUCCCUGAACUACCUGUCGCCGCUCUUUGGCGGAAACAGCGGCGGCGCCAACAGCAGCAGCAGUGGCGGAAGCGGCAGUGGCAGUGGCAACAACAGCGGCGGCAGCAGCAGCGCCGACAGCAGCGACGAAUGCAAAGUUUGGCGCAAUCCAAUGAGUCUUUUUCGUGGGGCCGAGUACAAUCAGCUGGCGUUGGCGACCAAACGGGAGGCACUCACUUUCUACGACAUGAACCUGAGCGCACAAGACCACCAGACGUUCUUCACCUGCGAGGCGGACGGCGGCAAGGAGGACAUGGAAAUAAUGACCACCGCCUGGCGAGAACGUGACCCCGAGGCGCGCAUCAAAUCGGCAAAGGAGGCGCUGGCGAAGAACGCCGACUGCGCCCCCGCCUACAUUCUGCUGGCUGACGAGGAGGCGAAGACGAUCACCGAGGCGGAGCGGAUCCUCCGAAACGGCCUGAAGGUGGCCGAGGCCACGUACCGCCGGUCGCAACUGUCCCACCACCAGUCGGCGUUGCACGAGGCCGCCCACCGCCGCGACCUGAACGUGCUCAUCUACAUCCGCCGCCGGCUGGCAAUGUGCGCCCGCAAGCUGGGCAAACUGCGCGAGUCGGUGAAGAUGAUGCGCGACAUCAUCAAGGAGUUUCCCAUGGUCAACCUCUUCAACAUUCACGAGAACCUCAUUGAGGCGCUGCUGGAGAUGCAGGCGUACGCCGACGUGCAGGCGCUGCUCGCCAAGUACGAUGACAUCAACCUCCCCAAGUCGGCCACUAUCUGCUACACCUCGGCGCUGCUGAAGGCGCGCAACAUCGGCGACAAGUUCUCCCCGGACCUGAUCGCCAAGCGAGGUCUCUCCAUGGCGGAGAUGCACGCCGUGGAGGCGAUCCACCGCGCGGUGGAGUUCAAUCCGCACGUGCCAAAGUACCUGCUGGAGGCGAAGAAGCUCAUCUUUCCGCCGGAGCACAUUCUGAAGCGCGGCGACAGUGAGGCCAUUGCCUACGCCUUCUUCCACCUGCCGCACUGGAAGCGCGUCGAGGGGGCGCUCAAUCUGCUGGACUGCACCUGGAAGGGCACGUUCCGCAUCAUUCCGCAUCCACUGGAGAAAGGUCACCUCUUCUACCCGUACCCGAACUGCACUGAGUGUACCGAUCGAGAACUGUUGCCAGAAUACCACGAACUGUCGGUGUACCCCAAGAAGGACAUCCCCAUCUUCAUUCGCUUCACCGCCAGUCUGUGCACAGUGACGGCGAUGCUCGCCUUCAUGGCCUACCAGUACCCGGAGAUGCUCUUCUACAUCUUCCGUUCCAUGCUCCAGUGGACCUUUGAGAACCUGUCUUUUGUCGCCGACAAGCUCGAGCUGGUGCUGCCCAAUUGGAUCUGGCAGCUGUCCACCAGCUACUGA
Messenger RNA from Rhagoletis zephyria (snowberry fruit fly), 1587 nucleotides. Lineage: Eukaryota; Metazoa; Arthropoda; Insecta; Diptera; Tephritidae. The record is from RefSeq and is a predicted model, not a curated record.